CUCCCCUUCCCCCCAGCCCUGGCUCCGGGGGACCCCGCGAUGCCGGUUCGCACCGAGUGUCCCCCGCCGGCCGGUGCCUCGGCCGCUUCGGCGGCCUCGCUCAUCCCGCCGCCGCCCAUCAACACCCAGCAGCCCGGCGUGGCCACCAGCCUGCUCUACAGCGGCUCCAAGUUCCGCGGCCACCAGAAGAGCAAGGGGAACUCGUACGACGUAGAGGUGGUGCUGCAGCACGUCGACACGGGGAACUCUUACCUUUGUGGGUACCUGAAGAUUAAAGGCCUUACUGAGGAGUAUCCAACCCUUACGACCUUCUUUGAAGGAGAAAUAAUCAGCAAAAAACACCCUUUCUUAACUCGCAAGUGGGACGCGGAUGAAGACGUUGAUCGGAAACACUGGGGCAAGUUUCUGGCUUUUUACCAGUAUGCAAAAUCAUUUAAUUCAGAUGACUUUGAUUAUGAAGAGCUGAAGAAUGGGGAUUACGUCUUCAUGAGGUGGAAGGAACAGUUCCUGGUUCCAGAUCACACGAUCAAAGACAUCAGCGGUGCCUCCUUUGCUGGCUUCUACUACAUCUGCUUUCAGAAGUCAGCAGCCUCCAUAGAGGGCUACUACUACCACAGGAGUUCAGAAUGGUAUCAGUCCCUCAAUCUAACCCAUGUUCCUGAACACAGCGCACCCAUCUAUGAAUUCCGGUGACAGCGGUUCAGAACAGCAACCAAAUAAAACUGAACUUGGCAAAAAAGAACUUUGCCAAGAAAAUUGUGUACCUGCCAGAACCAGGAGAACGUGUGUUCCUGUUUCUUCAUGAGCAGACUCGCAUCAGAAAGCAUGAAUGUUAACCCACAGAAUCCAAGGAGCAAGGCCGACUGGCGGGGCACGUGGAGGGGGCGGUCACCGUUCUCCAUCCCUCUCUGUGGCAAUUUGGGCUUCAUCUGUUUUUAAGCUACCUUAAGCGCACUUUCCCUUCCUGCACAGCUAACUUCCAUGUCACUGGAAUGUCCGCUCCUUCCUCUGUCCCCGCCUGCAGCUGAGUAGAAGGUCAGCUCCCACGUAGAAGGUCAGCUCCCGGAUCACCUUCAGCCUUGGUGCUCAGUGGUCCCCACCCAGGCCCCAGGCCUCCUCCCCUCCCCCAGUUGCUUUGUCUGGUAGCUUAAGAGAAGGCAGAGCCCCAGCACGUCUGUGCCCCCAGAGCUCUACACAGGGAGUUGGUGAGCUGCCGCAGCAUCUGCCACCAACGAGGCGAGGGACGGAGGCCAAGCCGGUCCCUACUAGGCCUCCUCAGUGUUCAGAUCUGAUGGCUUCGUGGGGUCAGCAGGCACUGUGGAGCCCUGUGCUGAUAAAACAGAGCUAGUAAGUGGCUGUGAGGUUCCCUGGGCCUGCCGUUGGGGACCGCUAGAUGUAAGGCUUCCAGAUCCCUGUCAGGAGCAGAUUCCAGUCCUGCUUAUUACUCAGUACAUUUGCUCCAAACUUUUGAACUUGAGGGCAAUACUAAACUUAAAAAUAAGAGUUUUUUUAUUACAAAAUUAUUUUUAUGGUCCCUUUAACGAGGACCCUAUGGCAAAUGCACAAUUAUUCAGAAUUACAUUUUAUCGUUUUCACAUUGAAAACAGCAAAUGUUGACUUAGUAAUUUUUAUAUCUAUAUCUAUAUGUAUAUGUAUAUUUAAUCAACCAGCAGUUUUGGAACUAGGCAUCCUGGUACAAAAGUUUUGCAGCAUUGCGUAAAUUAUAGUGCUAAACACAAGAACUGUUUUUGGGGCCAGUUUAGCAUUUGUACCUCCUCCUUUUGCUACUCAAAACAACAGUGCUUCAUGGCGACCUUUUCCAUGAGGCAGAAGAGGUCGUCAUUCUCCAAAAACAGUGACUCAAAUGUUGGGACAGGGGGUGGGGCGGGAAACGUGAACAUGCUCAAAUAACUCAAGGCUCACGUGCCAAAGUGUGUGUGUGGUUUUUCUGUUUUGUUUUUGUUUUUUUAAAUGUUUAAAAAGCUUCAUAGGUUGACAUCAGUUGUAGCCCGCAAAUAACGGGCAGGGCUUUAGGGAAUUGGCAUUUUCUGGUGGUUUACAAGACUUACUUGGAAUACAAGAGGAAAAGCUUUAAAAACAAGAGAGCAUUAUAACCCACAGGCGCAAAGCAGCCUGCAGGUUGUGCAUCCAUGGGCAGUGUAAGAGACCAGAAAGCCCUUCAGUAAGAUGAGAGGUGGGGGAAACUUUUUACUCUUAAGUGACUUUCCUUUUAAUGACAUAUGUACUGUAUGUUACUGAGAUUGAAUGUUAGGGGAAGCCUUAAAGUAGAAGUAUUUGGGAAGGUAGCCAGUGGGCACUUGUGAUAUCUAAAAUUUGUAGUCCCAGGACUUUGUACAGAGGUGUGACCCAACCAUUCAGUAAGGUCAGGGCCUCAGAACCGUAACAAGUCACCCCGGUGACUUAACGUGGAAAAGUGAUACAUAUCCAUUCCCAGAGAUGAGUCAGAAGUUUCUUGGAUCUGAAAAUUCAACAAGGCAUCAGAUUAGCCGGCUCUAGUCAAACCCUGCUGAUUUCAUAUCGAGAGGAGGUGCUCGCCAUCGCGUCAAUGAAGCUGACAGAUGUCACUGAAGAGCAGAGGAGGCUGUGGGGCUGUGCUGGCUCUCAUGCAGCUUGUGGCCGUCUCAACAUCACCUCGGCUCUGCGCAGCAUGUUGCUCAAUACCUUGUGCAUUCUGCGAGCCUCCUGGAAGGAUGCAGGCCCCACUCAGAGCACUGAGGGGUGAGGUCAUUCCCGGGGCCUGUGGGGGGUUCAUGUGUGUGGCCCUGAGUAGUGGGUCAAGUGGGCAGGGGGGGAUGUUUGCAAACACUGCUGGUGUUCUAGCCAGACAGGCCACGUUCCAGUGUAGGAUUUCUUUCUUCCUUUUUUUAGCGAGGUAAUGAAAUGGUGGUUUACUGGGGAAAAUGAAGAAGUAAUACCUUUACUGGAUCCUUCAGGCACAGCCGUGAUGAAGAUUUAUUUGAUUAAAAGUCUGCCUGCUGAGGAUAGGGAAGGGGUUCUUUUUCCACCACUUCUUAGUAACUCCCAAAUGACUGACAUCAACUCCUCUCUCUCUGUUCCUGAAGGAAAUUUCGGGAAUCUUCUCCACCUGUAGUUAUUCUUUCCUGAACCUUCUCAGUGGUUUACAUGCCUCUGAUACUAUGUGCAAUAUUUUCGGUUGACACUUGUAUCCAUCAUUAAGAAAUGAGUGCAGAUUGCAGAUUUUCUACUGUCUUCCUCCACCCCAAACAAGCCUGCGUGAGGUUGGGUCCUAGGGGUCCGGCCGUUACUGCUCCACUGCUUCAGAAGCUUCUGUUCUGUGGCCCCAGCUGCGGCCCUCGUAUGUGCUGGACUCAUCCCUUCCCCUCACCCGUCCUUGUGAAGUUUCUUUAGCGUUUCAGCUGCAGUCCAAGAGUAACUGAACAAUGCCUAAUAUUAAGUAGAAAAUCAAUCUGUGUGCUGGUUCUGUUGGUAAUGUUAAAAUCACAAACUCCAGGGGAGCAAAGGGGUUUUUCAAUGUCUUUGCUUUCAGAAACAGGGAAUUUAUAUUCUCUAAGGCCUUGAAAUGAUUUUUUUUCCCUCGUAAAAUAGUCUGAUAAGCUAAUUUUUAAAAAGAAAUGCCAUUAAGUAUGUUGCAUUGUGAUUUAAAAUUACUAACGAGUUCCGGGAAAGAAAAAUAGUAUUUGAUUUUGAAUCUUAAAUGUUUUGAAAAAUUAGAUUUGAAUGGGAGCAAAGUAUGAAUAUUUUGUUUCUUUAUGGAGGACAUGUGGAAAUAGUUUGAGGGUUUGGAAUGGGAGAAGUAUUUUGCAGAGCUAUCAAUGUCCAAAUAAUUUUUAAAAAAUAAUAAAGGUAUUUAAGCGGUGA
This is a messenger RNA of Galeopterus variegatus (Sunda flying lemur), 3861 nucleotides long. It is a transcript of the gene GID4, whose product is annotated as GID complex subunit 4. Lineage: Eukaryota; Metazoa; Chordata; Mammalia; Dermoptera; Cynocephalidae. The coding region runs from base 40 to 693 and encodes 217 amino acids. The record is from RefSeq and is a predicted model, not a curated record. Gene Ontology annotation, cellular component: GID complex; extrinsic component of membrane. The transcript has 6 exons. Gene Ontology annotation, biological process: protein catabolic process in the vacuole; proteasome-mediated ubiquitin-dependent protein catabolic process; negative regulation of gluconeogenesis.